GAGAACAGAGAACCCAGCUAGCUCUCUCUGCAUUUUCUUCUAAGCGCCUAUUUGUAUAACCUGUUCUGUCCGUACUGUAUCCUCUCUCUGCUUCUGGUUUUAUUUAACACAAGGCUUACAUUUUUGUCUCGGAACACCUCUCUCAUUAUCUAAAGCAAUGUUUUCUCUGUUUUUUUUUUUUUUUUUUCGUGUUCAUGUCUUCAAUGGUGUUGUUUUUGGUAUGUGUGAUCUUGGUGUAGCACACUUUGGUUCUUUUGAGUUUUGAGUAGAAAAUAUUGACCCUUUCUGAUAAUUUUGUUGUAUAUGUACGUUGUGUGUGGUUUCAGUGAGAAAGACCUUAUACUUUUUUGUUUUGAUUUUUUGUCAAAACGAGUGAAUCCCUGUGUUUAGUUUGUGAUUUGGUGUGAAAGUAAGUAUUCUUGAAACUCUUUGUUUUUUUGGGUAGAAAAGUUGAAUCCUAAGGUUCUGUGUUGAAUGGCUAUUCUGUAUGUGUGGGUGCGUUCAUUUUGGUGCGGAAGUGCAGUAUUUGGUAGUAAAUGUAGAACCUUUGAUCUGUUAUAUGAACAAUUUCUAUGUUUUUGGCAGGACAUUGUGGAGUCCUUGUAGAGAAGUCUAUGGAUUAUAGGCCUAUAUCAAGCAGAACAAGGUCGAAGAGAGAAAUGGCUCUCAUCGAACGUUAUUGGGAAAUGAAGAUCAACAGUGGGGUGAGUCCAGCAAGGAGUAAGAAAAUGAGGAGGUCCAACCAGGCUUCUGUUUCUCAUAUGAGUGAGUCCAGUUCUAGGAAACAGAGUUUUGAGUGGGUUGCUGAUCAUGUGGAACAGACUGAUGACGAUUCGGAGGGUUUUUAUUCUCAAGAGAGUAGUGGGAAACAGGGAAAGGGGAAAGGAGUUGCGGCUGGUGUGAAGAGAAAGAGGAGUUUAGGAUUAGAUGAUAGCAACAAAGAUGGUUGCAACUGGAGAGCUGUUUCAGAUAAUGGUGUGGAAGUUGUCGAUUUGGUGGAUAGUGAUGAUGAUGAGGAGGUAGUAGUUUCUAAAGGUAAAGAGGGAGGAGGAGGAGGAGGAGGAGGAGGAGGGGGAGGAGUUGAUGUUGAUGAUGUGAGUGAUGGUGGAAGUAAUGAGGAUGUUGAUGAUGUCAGUGGUAACGAGAGUGAUGAGGCCGUUUCAUCAGCAGAUGAAGAGGACAGUAGUGACGAAAGUGAGUUCUUGCCAGGGAAAGAGUCCACAGUGGAGGAAAAUGAUGAGGAAUGUGUUUCUUCAUCUGAUGAAGAUAGCUGUGAGGAGGGAAAUGAAGAGGAGGGUGAAUUGACAGAGAAGAAUGAGAAAGAGAGCAAGAAGGAAAGUGUUGAGGUUGGUUUGGAGAGAAAUAGAAAUGCUGAUGGGGAUGAUCUGCAUUCUUCUUAUGGUCAUGAUUUUGAUGACAGCAGCAAGAAAGUAAGCAAAGGAGAAACUGUUGAGGUUGGUCUGGAAGGAAAGAUAAGUGAUGAUGGUGAUGAUCUGCAUUCUUGUUCUGCUCAUGAUACUGAUGUCAGAAGUGAGCAAGUCUGGAAGGAAGAAAGUCUCGGGAUUCUUCCGAACGGAAAGAUUAAUGCUGAUGGGGAUGAUCUACAUUCUUCUUUUCGUCAUGAUAUCGAUGACAGAAGUGCAAAAUUGGGGGAGGCAGAGAGUGUGUUGGCCGAAGAGAGAAGUGGGUGUGAUAGAAGUGAUGAUAACAAUGAUGGGAAAGUGUGGCAGGAAGAAAUUGUUGGGGUUGGUUCAAAGGAAAACAGAAGUGGUGAGGGGUGUAAUCUACAUUCUUCUUCUGUUCAUGAUAUUAAUGACAGAAUUGAGAAAUUGGGCGAGGCAGAGAGUGUGUUGGCCGAAGAGAGAAUUGGGUGUGAUAGAAGUGAUGAUAACAAUGAUGGGAAAGUAUGGAAGGAAGAAAGUGUUGGGGUUGGUUCGAAGGAAAACAGAAGUGGUGAUGAGUGUAAUCUACAUUCUUCUUCUGUUCAUGAUAUUAAUGACAUAAGUGAGAAACUGGGAAAGGCGGGAGGUGUAUCUGCUGAAAGGAAAGAUGGGUGGGAUAAAAGAAGAGAAUAUGGAAGUGAGGGAAAAACUGGUUUUGGUUAUAGCAGAAAUGAAAACAAUGGUAAGUUGAAAGCAGAGUCCGAAACUGGUUCUGCUAGUAGAUUAAAGGAUGACACCAAAUAUAAAGGAAAAACUGGGACUGUUGGACGUAAAACUUGGUCCGGUAAAUGGAAUGAGGUGCAUAAUGAAUGCAAAAAGUCCAAAGGGGAUAGCUUCCUUUCUAAACAAAAGAGCACGAGGGCACCAAAACGGAAAAGGUUACCUACAGUUGCAUUUGAAGCCCCAAAAGUUGAAUCUCUUCCUUUGAGAUUCAGUUUUUCUAAGCAGCCAACUAUUCCUGAGAAACCAGAUUAUGAGAGAGAAGUAGAUGAACUUUUUGAUGAAUAUAAAUUUGCUAUGGCAUAUGAUGAGAAUGCUUCGACUGAAUCUAAGGCCAAAGGAAAUGAUGAUGCAAGGUCAAAGAAUACGAUACAUGAUUUCGAUGAUGAGACGCAUGGUGGUACUUCAGAAUCUGGUUUUGAUAAAGGCAGUAAACUUGAUGUGCAGAGGGCUUGCAAGACGGAUGUAGAGGCUGAAGGAAACAACUUUUCAGAAUCCAUUAAUUCACGAAAGGAAGACAAUGAUGAGACAUAUGCUGGUAGUCGUCCGGAACCGUAUAAGAAGGAAGAAAGGGUGAGGGAGCUUACCAACGAAAAGGGCAUUACAGCACCAAAAGAUUGCAAUGCCUUUAUGAUUCUUGUAGAUUCGAUUUAUGACAAGGGAGAAGUGUCAGGGGAACAGUUACCUCCUUCUAACGAUGAAUCCCCCCAGGAUGAAGCUCCAAGAGAUGAGCCUCUUCCAAAGUUUUUCAGGCUUGGUCAUCCUCCAAGUCCUGCGCCAGAGAAGUCAGCUUCUGAGAUAGAACUAGAAGAACUUUUUGAACAAUAUAACUUUGUCCUCAUGUCUGAAGGGAUUGGUUCCACUAAUUCUAUUGUGGUUGAAACUAAUGACUCAAUCCCUCCCGGUAAGGAAGUUACUCAGCAUAUGCUUUGUAGUCAAGGGAAACAUGAUCUUACACUUGAUGAAGAAAUUGGAUACAUAUGUCGAUUCUGCCCUCAUGUGCAUCAGGAGAUCAAGUAUAUUGUACCAGACUUUGCUCCAAACCCCUAUGGAAAAGCUGGGAAGAGAUUUUAUGAAGAAGACAACCGGUCUAUCCUUGAUGAUCUUCAGUGUAAUGACCCUGACGAUUCUGGCUUUAGUUCCCAUGCUCAUACUGAAGGCACAGUGUGGGACUUGAUCCCUGGUGUGGAAAGUGAUAUGUACCCUCAUCAGCGUGAAGGUUUUGAAUUUAUUUGGAGGCACUUAGCUGGUGGAAUCCAGCUUGGAAAGUUGGAAAAACCUACUGCUUAUGGUGGUGAUGGAUGCAUUAUAUCGCAUGCACCUGGAACUGGAAAGACUCGUUUGACUAUAAUCUUUAUCCAGUCGUACAUGAAUUUUAACCCAUCAAGCAGGCCCCUCAUCGUUGCUCCACGUACCAUGCUCCUUACUUGGGAAGAGGAGUUUAAGAAAUGGGGUUUUGACAUUCCCUUUCACAAUCUUAACAAUCCUGAUUUCACUGGGAAAGAGGAUGAAGCAGCUCGCAAUCUUGUGAAGGAUGGUAAAAGUUCAGAAAUGAUCAACUUGACCCGUAUUGUUAAGCUGAAGUCCUGGGCAAAGAAAAGAAGCAUCUUGGGGAUUAGUUAUUCAUUGUUUGAGCAGGUAUGUGGAGCCCCUACCAAGAAAGGAAAACAUCCACUUUCUUCAAGACGAAAGUUAGAAGUUGAGCAGAUGAGUGAAAUCCUUCUUAAAUUUCCUGGUCUUGUAGUAUUUGACGAAGGGCACAAUCCUCGCAAUGACCAGAGUCACUCAUGGAAUGCUCUUUUAAAACUGAAAACAAGAAGGCGCAUUAUCCUGUCUGGUACUCCUUUUCAGAAUAAUUUUGAGGAGCUCUACAAUACAGUCCGCUUGGUGAGGCCAGAAUGGACCACCAAUCUUACCUGCCUUGGAGCUUUUGACAAAAAGCAAUGGACUUCGGGCCAAAUUCGAGGCAGAGAAGGCAGAAAAAGCAAUGCUGGGAGAGGCCAAUUUGCGGAUGAUAAUACAAAGCGAGCCAAGGAGGUCAGAGCUAUGAUUUCCCCAUUUGUGCAUGUUUACAAAGGCACCAUACUGCAAGAUAAGCUUCCCGGGUUAAGGAACUCAGUCGUUGUUCUACAGCCAACAGCUUUACAGCAGAGAUAUUCUGACAGGACUCGGCUGAUAAAGAAUCCAUUCAAAUAUGAAAGAAUAGAGGCUAAAGUAACUAUCCAUCCUUCUCUCUUGCUUACUGAAGAGCGCUCUAUGUUUCAUGAUGAGGGUGACGAGUAUCCAGGUGACUGGGAAAGGCUAGCUGAAAUUAAGUUAAAUCCUGAAUGUGGAGUCAAGGCAAGAUUUGCAGUUGAUCUUAUUCGGCUCUGUCAAGCUAUGAAGGAAAGAGUUUUGGUAUUCAGUCAGUGGGUUGAUCCAUUGUUCUUGAUAAGGGACCUGCUCAAAUCUCAGUUUCAGUGGGUGGAAGGAGAGGAGGUUGUGUAUAUGGAUGGAAAAUGUGAUGCAAAGCAACGCCAAUCCUCAAUGAGUUAUUUCAAUGAUCCAACCUCCAAAGCAAAGGCAAUGUUAGCUACAACAAAAGGUUGUAAUGAAGGAAUAAGUUUAGUUGGAGCUUCAAGGGUUGUACUGCUUGAUGUUGCAUGGAACCCAUCUGUGGAGAGGCAAGCUAUAUCCCGAGCAUACCGAUUGGGACAGAAAAAGAUUGUCUGCAUAUACCAUCUCCUCAUGGCUGGGGCAAGAGAAGAGGACAAAUACAGCCGGCAAGUUGAGAAGCAUCGGUUGUCUGAGUUGGUAUUUUCUUGUUCGAAUACAGAAGCAGAUGCCAAGAAACUCCCAUCUGCGGUAGCAGAGGACAAGGUUUUGGAAGAGAUGGUGCAGCAUGAGAAACUCAAGCAUAUAUUCCACAAGAUAACAUUACUGGAUGAAGCCUCAUAUUUGGAUGAAGAUUUUAUGUAAAUCUCCUCUUCUCUGAAGCUGAAUUCAUAGUUUAAUACAAUUGUGUUCUAUUCUACCAAAUCUUGCAGUUACUUCUUUACCACCAUCACCACAGCGAAUUCGGCCUUGCCAAGGUUUGUUCAUUUAAAGUCAGACGGGUCAAAGGAGUUUGGUCCGACCCACAAUCUACUUGUUCUUU
This is a messenger RNA of Rosa rugosa (rugosa rose), 5298 nucleotides long. Its product is annotated as SNF2 domain-containing protein CLASSY 4-like. Gene Ontology annotation, biological process: gene silencing by siRNA-directed DNA methylation. Bases 573 to 5120 code for a protein of 1515 amino acids. NCBI's taxonomy places the organism in Eukaryota, Viridiplantae, Streptophyta, Magnoliopsida, Rosales, Rosaceae. The record is from RefSeq and is a predicted model, not a curated record. The transcript is spliced from 5 exons. Gene Ontology annotation, molecular function: ATP-dependent chromatin remodeler activity; ATP binding.